Diospyros lotus (date-plum) is the source of this 1760-nucleotide messenger RNA. RefSeq names its product CBL-interacting serine/threonine-protein kinase 1-like. Gene Ontology annotation, biological process: signal transduction; protein phosphorylation. The record is from RefSeq and is a predicted model, not a curated record. Bases 216 to 1514 code for a protein of 432 amino acids. Gene Ontology annotation, molecular function: ATP binding; protein kinase activity. The transcript is spliced from 12 exons. Lineage: Eukaryota; Viridiplantae; Streptophyta; Magnoliopsida; Ericales; Ebenaceae.
CGUAUUGCAUAUGCGGAAACAGGCAAAAACGCUUCCAAUUCCAAUUAGAUUGGCGUCUCUUCCCUCUCAUUUGCUCCCUUCUCCUCCGAUAGUUUCAACGGUUUCAUAAGCAGAAGCAGCAGAUACCUGCUUCGAUUUCCUCAUCACGCCGCAUCAACAGAUCGGAGAGAAAGAGGAAGGUGAAGUCAACAUUAUUAUUGUAUUAAGUACUGGGAAUGCGACUAGGCGGCAAGUAUGAGAUCGGGAGGACGCUCGGAGAAGGCAAUUUCGGCAAGGUGAAGUACGCCAAGAACUUGGAUUCCGGUCAAUCAUUCGCCCUCAAGAUCCUCGACAAGUCCAAAAUUCUCGACCUCAACAUCACCGAUCAGAUAAAGAGAGAGAUUGGGACAUUGAAGCUCCUCAAACAUCCAAACGUGGUCAGAUUACACGAGGUCUUGGCGAGCAAAACCAAAAUCUACAUGGUCCUAGAAUACGUGACUGGUGGUGAAUUGUUUGACAAAAUUUCAUCCAGGGGCAAGCUCCCAGAGGCUGAAGGAAGGAAGCUCUUCCAGCAGUUACUUGACGGAGUUAGCUACUGCCACGAUAAGGGCAUUUACCACCGGGAUCUCAAGCUAGAGAACGUACUGGUUGAUGCUAAAGGAAACAUAAAGAUCUCUGAUUUUGGCCUCAGUGCAUUGCCCCAACAUCUAAGGGAGGACGGUUUACUGCAUACAACCUGUGGAAGUCCCAACUACGUUGCCCCGGAGAUCCUUGCCAAUAAGGGUUACGAUGGAGCUACAUCUGAUACGUGGUCAUGUGGUGUCAUCUUGUAUGUAAUUCUCACAGGCUAUCUGCCAUUUGAUGAGAGAAAUCUUGCUGUUCUUUAUCAGAAGAUUUUCAAGGGUGAUGCUCAAAUACCGAAAUGGCUAUCCCCAGGAGCUCAAAACCUUAUAAGAAGGAUUCUAGAUCCCAACCCUGCAACACGGAUAACAAUGUCAGAUAUUAAGACUCAUGAAUGGUUCGAACAAGACUAUAGUCCUGCAAAUCCUGAUGAUGAAGAAGAGAGUAUAUACAUAGAUGAUGAGGCCUUGAGAAUGCAUGAGGAGCCAUUGGAAGCAGAGAAAAGUCCCCAAUCACCUAACCUUAUCAAUGCCUUUCAGCUGAUAGGAAUGUCCUCAUGCCUAGAUCUCUCUGGUUUCUUUGAAAAUGAGGAUGUUUCUGAAAGAAAGAUCAGAUUUACCUCCAACUAUUCCCCAAAAGAAUUGUAUGAGAGGAUUGAGGAUAUUGUAACUCAGAUGGGAUUUGUUGUCCAGAAGAAAUACGGAAAGCUUAAGGUGAUGCAAGAGCACAAAGGUCAGAAGAGGUUGGGCAGCCUCUCAGUUGCGGCAGAAGUGUUGGAGAUAAGCCCAUCAUUAUAUGUUGUUGAAUUGAGAAAAUCAUACGGAGAUUCUACGGUUUAUAGACAGUUAUGUACAAAGUUAUCAAGUGCGCUGGGUGUCUCAACAAGUCGAGAGCUGAUGGCAAUCCAAGUUUGAGGAUCAAGGUAGUUGUGUCUAAGUUAAAGAACAAGAAUAUAGAUUGGGGCUUGUAAAUAUUAUACCCAUAAAUGGGUGUAUAUAUAUAUACACACAUAUAUCUUUGUAUGUAGUCGUCAUCUUUCAUUCUUCUUUAGUCUUGGAAAUUGCGUAUAUGCGUGUAAAAGACAAGGGUAUUUGGAUUGCACUAUUGCUGUAUCUCAGACUGGAUAUGGUAUGUAUACUCUGGACGUCCUUCAUUUGUUA